ACUCGAAAAGCAACAACCUCCGUGCAAUCAUAUCAUAUGCAUGGCUUGAUCAAAGGGUAACCUUUUUCACCUUCCCCCAAUCGCUAGAGUCACCGCGCUCGUUUCCAUCUUCCCGUCACAAUCACAUCCUGUUCGUACACGUGGACCCACACAUCCUCCUUUUUGGCCGAGUAGCUGAUACGUCCUACCCUUUGCCGUUUCGAAAGAUUACUUGUUCGACUAGUGUUGAUACGAUACACUCUCUCGCUUCUCUUCUGUUUCGUGAUCAGAGAGAAGAGAUAGAGAGGCGGAGAGCAGAGAGAGAAGCUCUUUCGUCUUCUUCUUCGUUCCGCGCUCGAUCAUCAAGGGGGUGAUCAUUGGAUUGUUCGCUAGGAGUUGAAUCGAUCUGGAGCAAUGUCGAGUUUUAAUCUGAACGUAGAUGUAAAUCAAAACGGAGAUACACUAGACGAUAUCGAUGACAUUGAUUUCUCCAAGUUGCUAGAGAAGCCGAGGCCGUUGAACAUCGAGAGACUGAGAUCACUCGACGAAAGGUCUCUCACCGAGUUAUCUGGCUCACCGCAGCUUAGAAACACGGAUAAUGCUUCUUACGUGGCUUCACCGAGUGUGGGUAGGUGGUCUGGAUUCAACACUCCUCGGUCAGUUCAUGGAUUCGAGUCUCAUCCUAUGGUGGGAGAGGCCUGGGAUGCUUUGAGGAGGUCUAUGGUGUACUUCCGUGGACAGCCUGUUGGGACUAUUGCUGCUGUGGAUAACUCUGAAGAGAAACUUAACUAUGAUCAGGUGUUUGUGAGAGACUUUGUGCCAAGUGCUUUGGCGUUCUUGAUGAACGGAGAGCCAGAUAUAGUGAGAAACUUCCUUUUGAAGACUCUUCGUCUUCAGUCUUGGGAGAAAAAGAUUGAUAGGUUCCAGCUUGGUGAAGGAGUUAUGCCUGCUAGCUUCAAAGUUUUCCAUGAUCCCGUUAGGAACCAUGAAACGUUGAUUGCUGAUUUUGGCGAGAGCGCGAUUGGGAGAGUGGCGCCGGUUGAUUCUGGAUUCUGGUGGAUUAUUCUGCUGAGAGCCUACACAAAAUCUACGGGAGACUCUUCUCUUGCUGACAUGCCUGAAUGCCAGAAGGGUAUACGGUUGAUACUAAGCCUUUGUCUCUCUGAGGGGUUUGAUACUUUUCCUACUCUCUUGUGCGCUGAUGGCUGCUGUAUGAUUGAUCGUAGGAUGGGAGUUUAUGGUUACCCGAUAGAGAUCCAAGCCCUCUUCUUUAUGGCCUUAAGGUGUGCGCUCCUCGUACUUAAACACGAUGGAGAAGGUAAAGAAAUGGUGGAACAGAUAGUGAAGCGACUCCAUGCGUUGAGCUACCACAUGAGGAGUUACUUCUGGCUAGACUUGAAGCAGCUUAAUGACAUUUACCGAUACAAGACUGAGGAAUACUCUCACACUGCUGUCAACAAGUUCAACGUAAUCCCUGAUUCUCUUCCGGAAUGGGUUUUCGACUUCAUGCCAUCUCACGGAGGGUUUUUUAUCGGCAACGUUAGCCCCGCGAGAAUGGAUUUCCGCUGGUUUGCGUUGGGCAAUUGUAUAGCCAUAUUGUCUUCCAUGGCUACUCCUGAACAGUCAACCGCAAUUAUGGAUCUCAUAGAAUCUCGCUGGGAAGAGUUGGUUGGAGAAAUGCCGCUCAAAGUUUGCUACCCUGCAAUAGAAAGCCAUGAAUGGAGGAUUGUAACUGGCUGUGACCCCAAAAACACUAGAUGGAGUUACCACAAUGGAGGGUCCUGGCCAGUGCUGCUGUGGCUACUGACGGCUGCUUGUAUCAAAACUGGUCGACCUCAAAUAGCAAGACGAGCAAUUGAAGUAGCUGAGGCUAGGCUUCAUAAAGACAACUGGCCUGAAUACUACGAUGGAAAGCUAGGGAGAUACGUUGGGAAGCAGUCACGUAAAUGCCAGACCUGGUCAAUCGCCGGAUACUUAGUAGCUAAGAUGAUGCUGGAAGAUCCAUCACAUGUCGGUAUGGUUGCUCUUGAGGAAGACAAACAAAUGAAACCCGUUAUGAGAAGAUCCAACUCCUGGACUUGUUGAAGUUUGAUCAUCUUCAUUAAGGUAACAUAAGCAAGAGAUGAUCUUAAGAGAAAACCUCAUGACCCGUGGUUUUAAUGCCUGAUAACGACUCUUUCUUUGUUUUUCAAAUUGCACAUUCUACGUUGUUUUGCUUUGUGAAAUAUUUUUAGACUACGAAACAUUUAAGCAUCAUAAAAAAAGAGUUCUUCUCUUUAAGCUUCACAUUCUUA
This is a messenger RNA of Brassica oleracea var. oleracea, 2273 nucleotides long. Its product is annotated as probable alkaline/neutral invertase B. The record is from RefSeq and is a predicted model, not a curated record. Lineage: Eukaryota; Viridiplantae; Streptophyta; Magnoliopsida; Brassicales; Brassicaceae. The coding region runs from base 394 to 2064 and encodes 556 amino acids. The transcript has 5 exons. Gene Ontology annotation, biological process: sucrose catabolic process. Gene Ontology annotation, molecular function: endo-alpha-N-acetylgalactosaminidase activity; sucrose alpha-glucosidase activity.